Molecule: messenger RNA, 2435 nt
Organism: Amoebophrya sp. A120
Lineage: Eukaryota; Dinophyceae; Syndiniales; Amoebophryaceae
Source: the annotation of a GenBank genome assembly
AGUGGUCCCGAGCGUACUUAUAUAAAGUAGAUGUUGAUGGGAUAGAGCACAGCGGAGUUGUUGUUCGUCGAGGGUCCCUUUCAAGGGAGGUUCUUGUUCCGGACUGGCUUUCAGAAAUUAAAAGCACACACGUGAUCAUGUCGGUUGCAGAUGACGGCGGCGGUGAAGCGCCGAAUCAUUCUCCGCCCAAGCGACGCCAGGGAAUGGAGCUCGUUUUGCUUCGUUGACUCUGAUGUCUCUGGAGGUCUAGAAAAUAAAAAGCGACCGCGUUCAGGUUCACAACUUGCGCCGACCACACGUCCUCGGCACACAAGACCUCCCCCUCGGGGCUUCAUCGCCGCGCAUUAACGACCUCACCCCCGGCCGCCCCUGCGUCAGCAUGGCGGCGCCAAGUGGAGCCGGCGAUAGUACCGGCACCGCGAGCGGAACGAACAAUAUGAAGGCGGACGAGCGCACGAAGCUGUUGCUGCUGACGGGCGACUACUACCUGAACAAGGGCUCGGUGUUCGUGCCGAACGCGCGAAUUCGGCUCAACUUCGUUCCCAUCGUGCUCAGUACCAUUCUCCCGUGGACGCUGUUUGUCGUGCUGCUGACCAUCUCCAUCUUCCGCUUCCGACACGACUACGGGCAUCUGUGCGACUACAUUUGGGUGGUGGUGUGUGGCGUCCUGCUGCUGGCAUACACCUACCUGUUCUUCAAAGAGUUGCACUCCGUCGACCCACGAUGGACCCGCGCGAGUUGUCUGCACCUGUUUAUUAUGGUAUAUACAGAAAAAUGACUUACUAGCGAGCACGAGCUUGACAGAAAAUCCAGAGAUAUCAAUUUUGUAGAUUUCAAUUUGUUAAAUAGAAUCGUGCAGCUACUCAAGAACUGUCGGACCAUGUCUCGGAUCUCCUGCAAGCUCGCACCCGUCUUGCGUGCAUGCCAGCAUGACCUGACGCCGUAAUUACGCCUAAGUACUUCGUGGCUCAACACCGACGCCCUCCUCCUUGGAUAUUACAUGGAAUUGAGCUUCAAAUUGCACAAAAAAAAACAGAUAAACAUCUGCUUAACCGCGUCGUACCUACUGUACUCCGAGUACUUCGAACCGUAUUACGACGUGCUAGACCUGAAAACCUACCCAACACUGGACGUGUCCAAGACAAACGGUAUGAAUAUAGAUGCAGGAGCUGUUGUAGUACGAACAACAUUCAUAGUACAAGUAGUCGGGCGAUUUCUAUAUGCAAGCUAGUAGAUGUAGGACUGAGGACGGACCGCGGAGUUCAUCAAGGGAAUUUAUUAUUUUUCGCAUUGAAUUUCCAUCCUGCUAGGUAAGGACGUGAUGGAUGCGGGGAUGAUUUAUUUCAGCCAGGGCACCAAGAUCGACUUCACCCGCACGUGGCACUUCAAGCACAAAUCCGUGUACUGCGUCGCCCCUUUGGUGAAGCAGAUCACGCCGACCGCACCCAUCUUGUCCGAGACCGGGUCGCUCGACUUCUGGGUCACGGGGAAGGACUGCUGCUCCACCUCCAGCUCCGAUUUCCGUUGUCCCGGUUACGACAACGCGAAAGCGCGAGCCGGGAUCCGCAUCCUGCACCCGGACGCCGACAUCGACUACUACCGCUUGGCGGUGCAGCAGGCGGAGACGCAGUACGGUUUUCUCUCCACCUACCCAAUUUUCGUGGAGUGGACGGAAGACCCAGUGUACGACUUGGAGGACCGGAAAUCCACGGGGCUGGCGCUCUACUUCGUCUUACUCUUCUCCGCUUUGUUCCUGCAGCUGUUUCUCGUCUGCCUCUGCACCGUCCGGUUUUCGCUGAUCGGAAGGAGAAAGGCAGGAACGGGCACGAAUUAGGAUAGCAGGGUGCAGACGUCGUGUUGUUUAUAAUUUUUCGUGGCAUGCAGCUUGCAUUUGCAUUUCUUGCACAGAGGACGGCGAGGUCGUAAGCACACCAGCACCGAACACGUAAACUCUCCAAGAAGACCACAGUCCACACCAUGCACAGACUAAGGAUAAUAAUUUUCAGCAUUGCAGCUGCUUCUGCUGAGUAGCUGUAGCUCCCUUCACAUUUACUCGGAGCUGUUGCUACUGCUCAUCUCCCGGAUCACUUCCGAUAUCAAAACCUCUACCGCCCAACAGCAUGGCGAUGCUGUGCCACAGAACAUCGCUUUUUUUUCGGCUUCGCGCAUAGAUAUUGAUUCCUUUUCCUCGCAUUCAUCUUUCGACAGCUUAAUUGUCGUCAGUCUACUUCGCGUUCACUCGUUGAAUAUAGUAGAUUUGUCGCUGCUGCCAGCUGCAUCUUCAUCAUCGCAGAGUGGGUUAUUUGACAGGAAAACGAUAUUGAUUGACACGGAAGGCGGGAGUCCGUUGUUCUUCUCGGAGUUAGGCGAUACUACUAACUUCGUCGUCGUACAAUUGGAAUUUGGUUCGCAAGUACUAGAUGAUCGCCGAGGAG